This is a messenger RNA of Xiphophorus couchianus (Monterrey platyfish), 2029 nucleotides long. It is a transcript of the gene plcxd2, whose product is annotated as phosphatidylinositol-specific phospholipase C, X domain containing 2. The coding region runs from base 172 to 1143 and encodes 323 amino acids. NCBI's taxonomy places the organism in Eukaryota, Metazoa, Chordata, Actinopteri, Cyprinodontiformes, Poeciliidae. Gene Ontology annotation, biological process: lipid metabolic process. Gene Ontology annotation, molecular function: phosphoric diester hydrolase activity. The transcript is spliced from 8 exons. The record is from RefSeq and is a predicted model, not a curated record.
UAUUUAUUUAUUUUUUUGACACUGCAAUGAAAUAAAUUAAUUGCAACAUUCCACGAUGACCUGCUGUGGUUGUUACCUACUGGGAGCACAUGGUGAUCCGUUUGAAGGCGUGCGUUUGUACCAAAGAACAGUUUCCUGACCAGGACGUUGGCAGGCAGCCUACUGAGGGACAUGAGGACGAGACCUGCUGGGAUUGGGAAUGUCCAUGCUGACUGGAUGGGUUCGCUUCCCUCCAUACUCAGUGCCAUGCCUCUCAAGUAUCUUGCUGUGCCAGGUUCUCAUGACUCCUUCACCUUCUGGGUGGAUGUGCAUGCCCCUGUGGGCCCUGAUCAGAAGUUUUAUGUAAAGUACCUAGCCACCAUGUUCAGCGUGCUAGCCAAGAAAGUCAUGGUGAAGUGGUCAAUGACACAGAACCUGACAUUCAGGGAGCAAUUAGAUGCAGGAAUUCGUUACUUCGAUCUCAGGGUGUCUUCUAAACCAGGUGAGCCUGGAAAUGAGAUCUACUUCAUCCAUGGCCUCUUUGGACACAAGGUGAGAGAUGGCCUGUUGGAAAUUAACUCUUUCUUGAGCAGACACAAGAAAGAGGUUGUGCUUUUGGACUUCAAUCAUUACUACGCCAUGGAUGAAGGUCACCAUGUGUACCUCAUCCGUAUGCUACAGGAAGUGUUUGACAGCAAGCUGUGCAGCGACUGUGCAGUGGAGAACAUUACUCUGAACUACCUGUGGGAGAAGAAAUAUCAGGUCAUUGUGUUCUACCAUCAUCCUUCAGCACAAGGUAUCCCUGUAAUGUGGCCUGGCAAUAAAAUCCCUGCUCCUUGGGCAAACACCACUGAGCCCAACAAGCUUAUACAGUUUCUGGAAACCACAUUGAAAGAAAGAAACAAACAGGGAUCCUUCCAUGUCACCCAGGCUAUCCUCACUCCUACGGCCAACACUGUAGCCAAAGGUUUGGUGUGGGGGCUGCGUGAAUACCUGGUAGAAAGAAACCUGCCAACCAUAAUGUCUUGGGUUCAGAGUCAACGGCCAGGAGUGGAUGGAGUCAACAUCAUCACUUCAGACUUUGUGGAGCUCACUGACUUUGCCAACAUUGUGAUUAAACUCAACAACCUACUGCUGUCUAAGUCAGAACGCAAACCCAGAUGACACAUGCGCCAUUUUUGACCAGAGCUCAGAUGGCUUGGUUUCAUAUCUUCCUUCUUGUUUGGAUAAAAUGGCUUCAUUAAUACACAUGACGUUAUUGACUUUCAGGAGGUUUUGUAGCUGGUACGCAGUCAGCUUUUCUGCUGCCUGGAAAGCUUCAGUUUCUAAUUCAAUGACUCAAGUUAAAUGGCAGGCUUUGCAGAAAUUUGUAAGCCUUUAAAUAUUCCUGAAACACUUUGAUUUUACUUGCAGACAAUUUGUUCAGCCUAAAUUUUACAAUACAGCCAAGAGGAGUUUGGGAAAGCAGGGGAAGAGUGGUUUGUAUUCAAUUUUACACAGGGAUGUACCUCACAUCGCUGCUAUGAAAUGUAACUGUUAUACAGACCACCCAUUUCACAAACGCUCCACUUGUUACCACGGUUAUAAUAAUCCUAGACAUACUGUUAAUCUUUUACAUCUAGAUCUGUUAUUUAUCAAAAUGGUUAUUAAUAUACGAACACAGAAUUUCUAUUUAUGAACAUAGACAGUAAUAAGAAAAUACCCAACAGUCUCCACCAAGUUUUUCGAAGAUCGGACUAAGUAUUAAGUUGAAACGCCUCUACCGGUCCAGAAGUCUCGCGGUUCAUUCAGAUGCAGAUUAGCGAAUUCAAAUUUCAUUAUGUUAUUUUUUGACACUUUCUACUGACGAGCUUUCUCAGCAAGCCACUCUUGUUACACCUUUUUUAUUUAUUUAUUUUUCUAAAUGUACUUCUAUGAAUGUCAGCAUGUAACAGGUUAAGUCAAGCCUAUCGAGUCUUACAUGGACUCGAUAGUUUCACUAUUUGGCCUGACUUUGGCCUCUUUGGGGUUUAUUGUCUGGGUCGUCCAUUCCUGGAAAGUUUUCUGCUGA